Molecule: messenger RNA, 378 nt
Organism: Suillus fuscotomentosus
Lineage: Eukaryota; Fungi; Basidiomycota; Agaricomycetes; Boletales; Suillaceae
Exons: 2
Coding region: 1-378 (125 amino acids)
Source: RefSeq, a predicted model, not a curated record
AUGCUUGAGGGUGAGAAUGGGCCAGGCGGAUUUGCCGAAAAUUUUGACGGAUGGGCCCAGCACGCAUCUUGUAGGCAUACUCGGAAAAAGGGCAACAGAUGGGCCCAAAAUGUGGGACCGGGUGGGCCUGCAUACCUGAGGAUAGGCCCAGCAGUUCUGCAUGUAAUCUUGAAAAUCAUGACGGAUGGGCCCACCAUGGAUUUGAUCCCAGAAAAGGCAAAUUGGUCCAGCACAUAUGCAGACGGUCUCGGAAACAGUGAUGGAUGGGCCCAACUCCCGAGCAUUUUGACUUGGAAACAGCGACGGAUGGGCCCAAGUCUGCUGUAUUUGGACUCGGAAAAGGCGACGGACGGGCCCAAUCCCCCAUGGAUAAAAUAG